Telopea speciosissima is the source of this 1721-nucleotide messenger RNA. RefSeq lists its product as uncharacterized. Lineage: Eukaryota; Viridiplantae; Streptophyta; Magnoliopsida; Proteales; Proteaceae. The transcript is spliced from 4 exons. Gene Ontology annotation, molecular function: protein dimerization activity. The record is from RefSeq and is a predicted model, not a curated record. The coding region runs from base 1 to 1719 and encodes 572 amino acids.
AUGAGAGAAGCGAUCUUGAAAAACAAGAAGAGGAGGAUGGAAAAUUUGGAUGUUGGCGGUGGAGAUUUUCAUGUUGAAGGAUCCGAAGAAAGGCAUAUAGAGUCCGAUUUGGGGGGUGGGGAGUCAAGCCUUAUUCCAAGCUCUGGAACAGCUUCAAAAAAAAAUAAAGUUGUCAUUCAAAUGACAGUCAAACAACAAGUAAGGGGUCCCAUGGAUGCUCAUGUAAAGAGGCGGACUCCUGAAGAGGUUGUUGCAGAGAGGCACGGUAAAGGUCCCCAACAGACUACAAUGGAGAACUGUAUGAGAUCAGAGGAGGAAAGAGAUAAACUCCGUUCUUACUUUGCAAGGUGGGCUUUUGAAAGUGGCGUUCCAUUCAAUGCAUUGAAGCUAAGGAGCUUCGAGGAGUUGGUUGAGACAAUUGGACAAUAUGGGCCAGGUUUCAAGCCCCCUUCAUUUCAUGAUUAUAGGGUUCCUCUACUGAAGUCUGAGAAGGAGAAAGUUGAUGAAAUAAAAAAGAAACAUAAAAUCUCUUGGAGGAAAGGGUGCACUCUCAUGUCUGAUGGGUGGACCGACAGGAAAGGAAGGCACUUGAUUAAUUUUCUUGUCAAUUGUACGGAAGGGACUUUUUUUUUGGGGUCUGUGGAUGCAUCAAGUCAAAUACAAGAUGCAAAAAUGUUAUUUGAGCUCCUUUAUAGUAGGAUUGAGGAGAUUGGAGAGGAGAAUGUAGUUCAAGUGGUCACUGAUAAUGCUUCCAAUUAUGUUGUUGUUGGAAGGUUACUAAUGGGGAAAAGAAAGAAGUUGUAUUGGACUCCAUGUGCAGCUCAUUGCCUAGACCUUAUGAUGGAGGAGAUAGGCAAUAUAAAAAUAUACAAGUCUGUGAUACUGAAGGGAAGAAAAAUUACUACCUUCAUCUAUAGGCAUGCUCGCCUUCUUGAAGCUAUGAGGGUACAAACAAAAAGAGCAGACUUGGAUUGCUUGAGAGCAUCAUUGCCUCUUCUUCAAGUAUUGAGUAUAGUAGAUGGAGAUGAGAGGCCUGCAUUGCCUGAAGUAUAUGUUGCAAUGGAAGAGGCAAAGAAGCACAUAAUAUCAAAUUUUAAGGGCAUAGAAAGGAAAUGGAAGAAGAUUGUAAAGAUUAUUGAUAGGCGUUGGACAAGUCAGAUGGAGCGACCAAUAUAUUUGGCUGCAUUUCUCUUUAAUCCAAGCAAGUACUUUAAAGCAAUUGAGAUGGAAUCAGAUGAAUCUUUAGCCAACUCCUUGAUGCAUAAAGCAAAUGAUGCCUUUAAUGAUGUUCUUGUAAGGAUGGUGCUUGAUACAACCUUGCAAGACAAGAUCAGUGAACAAUCUGUUGCUUAUACUGGAACUAGAGGAUCUUUUGCAAAAGAUAUGGCGAUUAGACAAAGGGACAAAAACUCUACACCUGAGCUUACAAAGCUUGCAAGGCGCUUACUUGGUCUUUGUUGUUCAUCUUCUGGUUGUGAGCGCAAUUGGAGCAUAUUUGAGUUUAUUCACACCAAGAAGAGGAAUAGGUUAGAGCAUCAACGUUUAAAUGAUCUUGUCUACAUCCAGUAUAAUCGCCGUCUUCAAGUAAGGUUCCAAGAAAGAAAGGAACAAAGCAAAAAUUAUGAUCCACUGGAACUUGAUGAGCUAGAUUGGAGUAGUGAGUGGAUGACUGGGGCAUCAGAUGAUGAAUUAGUUCAUCCCGGAGAUGAUCUCACUUGAAG